AUGCAGCUGCUGGCCACGGCAACCGACGGUUUGGUGGAAGAGCGACGCCCAGCAAGAAGCAAGACAAAGACAAAGCUGAGGCGCAAGGAGAGGGAGUCAGAGGUGGCCGACGUUUGCUUAGUCGUCGGGUUAAGCUCAGUCAGAAUUUCGAGCGAGGUUCGCAACGGCACUGCCCUGGGCAUUUCGCAAUUGCAGCGGGCGAUGGUGGGCGCCAGGGCGGCAGCGCAGCGCGUCUCUUGGGCGCUGGAGCCCGCUGGAGGCACCGCUGCAAGUCCCGCUGGCGACAGGCUGGGUGGCUAG
Molecule: messenger RNA, 300 nt
Organism: Trichoderma virens Gv29-8
Lineage: Eukaryota; Fungi; Ascomycota; Sordariomycetes; Hypocreales; Hypocreaceae
Exons: 1
Coding region: 1-300 (99 amino acids)
Source: RefSeq, a predicted model, not a curated record